Molecule: messenger RNA, 5118 nt
Organism: Ixodes scapularis (black-legged tick)
Lineage: Eukaryota; Metazoa; Arthropoda; Arachnida; Ixodida; Ixodidae
Product: FERM, ARHGEF and pleckstrin domain-containing protein 2-like
Cellular component (GO): cytoskeleton
Molecular function (GO): guanyl-nucleotide exchange factor activity; cytoskeletal protein binding
Source: RefSeq, a predicted model, not a curated record
UACAAGGCUGUCGGGAGGGUGCUCUUCGAGCAGGUCUGCAGAGUGAUCAACCUCCUGGAAGUGGACUAUUUUGGACUGGAGUAUGCAGAUUCCACCGGCACAAAGUACUGGCUGGACUACGAGAAGCCCAUGUGCCGCCAGAUGGGGCUGUCCAUGGUCGCCCCCGUCAUGGACUUCUGCGUCAAGUUCUACACGCCCGACCCCGCGCAGCUCGAGGAGGAGUUCACAAGGUACCUGUUCAGCCUGCAGAUCAAGCGAGACCUUUCCUUGGGAAUCUUGCAGUGCAGCGACCCGACGGCAGCUCUCCUGGCCUCCUACAUCGUGCAGGCGUCCUGCGGGGAUUAUGUACCGGAGGACUACCCGGACCACAGCUACCUGUCGACGUACAAGUUUGUGCCCCACCAGAACAAGGAACUUGAGAUCAAGAUCAUGGAUAACCAUAAAAAGCAUGUGGGACAGUCUCCAGCAGAGUCGGAUCUCAACCUGCUCGAAACGGCACGAAGAUGCGAGCUCUACGGCAUCCGGAUGACUGCCGCAAAGGACAACGACGGCCUUCCCCUGAACCUCUCGGUGGCACACAUGGGCGUCAUAGUGUUCCAAAACACCACCAAGAUCAACACUUUCUCGUGGGCAAAGAUCCGCAAGCUCAGUUUCAAGAGGCGCAAGUUCCUCAUCAAGCUCCACCCCGAGGGCUACGGUUACUACAAGGAAACGGUGGAGUUUUUCUUCGAGAGUCGCAACGAGUGCAAGAACUUCUGGAAAAAGUGCAUUGAGAACCACGCCUUUUUCCGUUGCACCGAGGUGAAGAAGACACCCCGGCAGAAAACUCGGCUCUUCAGCCGAGGCUCGUCGUUCAGGUAUAGUGGUAGAACGCAGAAGCAGAUUGUUGAAUAUGUUAGGGAGAACUAUGUGAAGAGGCAGCCCUUUCAAAGAUCAACGAGUCUGCGUCUGCCAUCGCGCAGCAGCGUAGGCACUUCAGAUGACGAAGAGGCGGAGCGCGCGCCAGCUGCAGAGGCGUCCGCCUCCACGACUCCGGCGGCGCUCUCGGAGCCCAGUUCUCCACGGAGGGAGGCGGGCCGCGAAACUACGGCCCCGAGGGCGCCCACGGAGGCGGGAGGGGCUGUGACACCGAGCCAGGACACCGACGACAACGUCUCGCAUGACUCUUACCGCCUCGAGGAGGGGGAUUCGUCGCUGGCCGCGGCGCCCCCCGGCAGCCCAAUUGCCAUUGAUUUGCACUCCCCGCCGCCACCUCCCUCGCCCUCGUCGACGCGAGAAAGAGCGCCGCACAGGGCGGAGAAUGGCAUCGGAGUUGUUGCUCAGAGAGGCCAACAACUGAGGCUUAGCGACGACGUGUCCGCCACGUCUGGCAUCGGUCAGAGUUCACCUCCGCAGGACCAUGGGAGGGACACGACGAUGGGUGACCUCUCUUCCUCGGCGUCAAGGCUCGACUCCUCUGCAAGUGACGUGCGCCGAAAGAAAUACCCGUGCGAAAAGGCUUACUUCAUUGCCAAGGAGUUGCUCAUGGCAGAGCGGACGUACAAGAAGGACCUCGAAGUCGUUGUAAUGUGGUUCCGGGAGCGGAUGGAGAAGGGGCAUGUGGAGGGAGCGCCCACGGAAACCCUGUCGCUGCUUUUCUCGCUUCUGGCCCCACUGUACAAGCUGCACUGCUGCCUGCUGCUCGACCUGGAGCAGCGCCUGGCCGCCUGGGAGGGCAAGCCCAUUCCCACAAGCUAUUCGAACGUGCAGGGAAUUGGUGGGCUGCUUCUGGACUACCUUCACAUGGUUGAGCUGUACGAGCGGUACAUGGACAAGCUGCCCCGGGUGCUGGAGCGCCUGUGGAGCAGCUGCUGCCACGGCGGGGCCUUCGAGGACGCCUACCGGGACUUUGAGCUCCAGGGGGAGUGCUACCUGCCCCUGGCCGCCUUCCUGCUGCACCCCGUGCACCGGCCCCUGCAGCUGUGCGGCCUCGUGGAGCGACUUCACGGGAGCUACGAGUCCAAUCAUUCCGACAAGAACUCCUGCUCGGACGUACUCCACAAGUUGAAGAGGUUCACCAACUCUCACAAGGAAGCCACUCACAAGUUGGAGAAUCAGGUCAAGAUGAUGGAGCUUCAGCGAGAUCUGACGGGCCUCGAUAACUUGGUGCAGCCUGGAAGGGAGUUUGUGAGGGAGGGUUGCCUCCAGAAGCUGUCGAGGAAGGGUUACCAGCAAAGAAUGUUCUUCUUGUUCUCGGACGUGCUGAUCUACGCCAGCCGGACGUCUGGGCCGCGACUGCAGUUCAAGGUGCACGGGCAGCUGCCGCUGCAGAGCCUCAUGGUGGAGGAGACAGAGCCCAAGGUGGAGGCCGCCUUCCGCUUUACCAUCUACGCCGGCAACAGGGCUCUCAUGGUGGCCGCAGGAUCUGAGGAGGAGCGUCAGCGCUGGAUGAAGGACCUCUCGGACUGCAUCGAGCUGGCAAGAGACCACAAGGACACAGGCCUCUUCUAUUCUAGUCUCAAGUCCUGCAACUCCUCGGACGAGCGACUGGACCGUGCCCCCCAGGAGAGCCCCGCCGGCGGCAAGUGGACGGGCCAGCCGGCGCAGCACUCCAACACCGCCCUGCACCUCUGCUGGCACCGCAACACCAGCAUCGGCAGGCAGCAGCACCAGCAGGCUUUCCUGCACUACCUCAGUGGCUACCUGCUGAGAAAGUUCAAGAACAGCUCUGGCUGGCAAAAGCUCUGGGUGGUGUUCACCAACUUCUGCCUCUUCUUCUACAAGUCUUUCCAGGAGUCUGCCCCGCUGGCCAGCCUCCCACUGCUGGGCUACACGGUGACGGUUCCCGGACCAGACGACAACAUGAGCAAGGAGUUUGUCUUCAAGCUGCAAUACCGGAACCACGUGUACUUCUUCCGCGCCGAGAGCGAGUACGCCUUCGACAGAUGGAUGGAGGUCAUCAGCAGUGCAGCCGUAAAAAAACUAAACUGAACUGCAACGUUUUCCUGCUCGUCGUAUCAAGGGCAACAUCAAAAACACGCACGUGUCUUAGCUUGCAAGCAAGCGCAAGAAGUAAUUUUGGAUGCAUAUAUGUUUGCGCACUCUUUAUAAAUUGAUGCACAUUAAGUUGUUGUGCUCAACAGCCUUAUAUACAAUAAGUUUGUCAUUUUCACGUUUGGGAGGCCUGUGCAGUUUCCUGCAGAAAUGCUGAUCAAGAAGCAGAAAGGAGGUAACUCCCUCAAUUCCCCCUUCUGCAGGAGGUAGCUAGAGACUAGCUCCUAUGAGGAGAGGAGAGAAGGAAACUGGGAACCGGUUUUCUUCCCAGCAGAUUCUGUAAGUCGGCCUUUAAGGCUGACAUUAACUUUAGAGUACUCUGCCUUGAUGUGCAGAAAACGUCGUGGAAAGCUUUCUUCUGUAUGUGAAGCAAGCAGUGAACAAAGCACUUGUCAAACAUUGUUGAUUGUCCUUUAAAGCCCAUAAGGGUCAUUUGGCCUCUUUUCCUACUUUUUGGUUUACUUUUCUACUGCUACUUGUUUGUAAAGAAGACUUUGCCAGUCUAACGUGCAUAAUAUUUGGGGCCAUCCAUGAUGAAAUGACAAAACUGCCAUUGCAUGGCAGAGCUGAAAUGUACAGAGGGUGACAUAUUUUGCGUGAACAAGCGAUUGCUGCUUUUUUCCAUUUUUUCCCCAAUGCCUCGUUUGAGCAAGUGCAAAAAAAGGCAACAAUGCUGUGUUCAUGCUGCCUUGCAAAGCGUACCAGUUAUCGUGUAAUUUCAUGUGGCAUGAUGUUUUCUCAGGAUUUUGUUGGCCUACAUUGAGUGCUUGUGCAGUAAAUUACAUGAUUUUUGUGAAUUUUAUAUUUGUAAGGAUGACGAUUUGCACUGAGGCAAAUGGCUAUAAGUUUUUUUUGUUGCAAAUUGUGCUAAAGGUUUUAAUUUUUCCGAGUGAUAUUUGAUGCAUAAUAUUGGAGUGAAGUAUGCUUCCCUUUUCGAGGUAGUAACACCUUAUUCAAAAGCUCUUUCUGUAUGUGUAUCUCUUCAUGAAACUGAAUAUUGCAGACAGCUUAACUUUUGUGAGAACCUAACUUUUUUAGAUUUUAGAAAUAUUACAAAAAUAUUAUCCCCUAAUGAAUAUCAUAGCAUGCCACUCGCAGUCACAAAAUUUGGUGCUCAUGAAAUAUUCCCAAUACGUCCUUGGAACCUCGGAAAAUUUGUGAAAUACUAAUCCUGCGAAAAUAAGGUUGUUGACUGUUCUAUAAAUAUUGUCAUGUAAUUCAGUUUUCUCAGCUAAGGCUGCUAGUAGUACUGAAAAAGCUUCAAUAGCCUUCAGUUAUUUGUGAGACCUAAAAAGCUGUGAGGGGCUUUUGUUCUCUUUCUUUUAGGUAUGAGUACACUAACGGGUUUUCAACACGCCCACGAUACAGUUUGUGCAAUCUUUUGUUUUUAUACAGUGAACCCAUAAGAGUCUUCGUUAGUGUCUGUUUGACUGAUUUAUUGGCUGCCGGUGGCUUUCUUGAAUGUUUUACCUGUUAGUCCAUUCUUGUCCAUUCCUCGCUGGGACAGCAGCAAAAGCGAGCAUUUCCAUUUUCUUCUUUGUCAGACUUUUUUGGCUGCCACCUAUUUUUGUAACGUUGUACUCUUUCGUGCUUUCACAUAAGCUGCGAUGUGCUUGAUACUGCUUGUCACAUUCUUUUUUACAUCUGUAUGUCAAGCCACAGGGCCGGCCCUAGGAGUGGGCGACCUGGGAAGUUGCCCAGGGUGCCACCGAAAGAGGGGCACUGCCACACCCCCCUAUUGAAUUGUUUUUAGCUUUUUGAUUUAUUUGAACAGACCACCCGACACGAUGCUGUGUGCUCGAACACCGUUCGUCCUUGGAAUGCGGUUCUCGUAUGACAAAACGCUUGUGUUGGGCCACUACUGGCAUGUUUACUAACAGUGUGAUGUCAUACCUAAUACAUAGGGGCGUAUAAAAAGGGGGCGGGGCAGGGCGAAGAAGAAGGGAAGGGCAUGGCCGGAGUUUGCCCAGGGCUCCUGGUGGUGUAGGGCCGGCCCUCUCAUGGUAACUUUAGAUUGUAAAGGUAAUGAAAGAAAGUGUUAAAAAAAUUAUGGAGGUGUAAUAAAAUUUGUACUUUGCUUAUUAA